Messenger RNA from Fopius arisanus, 1144 nucleotides. RefSeq names its product potassium channel subfamily T member 2-like. The record is from RefSeq and is a predicted model, not a curated record. The annotation marks the transcript as partial. Gene Ontology annotation, molecular function: intracellular sodium-activated potassium channel activity; outward rectifier potassium channel activity. Gene Ontology annotation, cellular component: plasma membrane. Gene Ontology annotation, biological process: potassium ion transmembrane transport. Lineage: Eukaryota; Metazoa; Arthropoda; Insecta; Hymenoptera; Braconidae. The transcript has 5 exons.
ACAUGGAUUAAUGUUUUGAAUUUCAGUGUAUGCGGCAUUCAGCACUUCCAGAGAGCCGGACACCGGCAUUUAAACUUGUUUCAAAGUACAUAUUUCGUGGUGGUAACAUUUUCUACAGUAGGAUAUGGCGAUUUUGUUCCAGACAUUUGGCCCUCACAACUCUACAUGGUCUGCAUGAUAUGUGUCGCGCUGAUAGUACUACCAACACAGUAUGCUGAUAAAACUGCCGCUGAUGAGCAUACAAUCCUCAGAUCAUGGGCUGUAAAGGAUUUUGCUCCAAAUGUACCUCAGUACGUACAGAUUUUCCGUCCUGAGAACAAACUUCACGUUAAAUUUGCUGAGCACGUCGUGUGCGAGGAUGAGUUCAAAUAUGCACUUUUGGCUAACAAUUGUACUUGUCCUGGUGCUUCAACCCUAGUUACGUUACUCCUGCAUACAUCACGGGGACAGGAGGGACAACAAUCGCAGGAGGAAUGGCACCGGCUUUAUGGCAAGUGUUCUGGCAAUGAAAUAUAUCACAUCACUCUGGGUGACUCGAGAUUUUUCGGGGAGUACGAGGGAAAAUCGUUUACUUACGCGUCAUUUCACUCUCAUCGGAAAUAUGGAGUUGCUCUUGUCGCUGUCAGACCAGCAGAAUUACCAGAGUUUUAUGAAGAUACUAUUCUACUUAAUCCAGGUCCUCGUCACAUAAUGAAGAAAACGGACACAUGCUACUACAUGAGUAUUACAAAAGAGGAGAAUUCAGCGUUUGUAGUGGCAAACAAUCAGGACAAAUCAUCAGAUCCCUCUCAAGUGGUGGUGGACAACAAAGGUGACACAUCGACAACCCAAAUGGGCAACGCAUCGGGACCAGGCACAGGUGCCACAACCCUGACAACACCGACAACUCUAUCAGCAACAGUGGCAGCUGGAUCAGGAGGGAAUGGUACAAUUGGAAUUGGUGAUAGCCAGCAUCGAAGAUAUUCUAAUGGUUUUAAAUCGUCGUACGAUAGGACACAUGAGGCGAGUGAAUCGGUGUCUCCGGGCAAACCACGUAUACUAGUACCAUCGCCCGGAGCACCGCCGCCGCCUCAGGUUAUCUUGCAGGUCCUCCCUAGCACGCCCACACUCCAACACCACAACCUACUCGCAUCCGAUGUCCACC